Molecule: messenger RNA, 927 nt
Organism: Anisakis simplex (herring worm)
Lineage: Eukaryota; Metazoa; Nematoda; Chromadorea; Rhabditida; Anisakidae
Source: the annotation of a GenBank genome assembly
AUGUCAGACAAUAAAGAGGAGCUCGUACAACGUGCAAAGCUUGCCGAACAGGCUGAGCGCUAUGAUGAUAUGGCGCAGUCGAUGAAGAAGGUCACCGAACUUGGUGCCGAACUUUCCAAUGAAGAGCGCAACCUCCUCUCUGUUGCUUACAAGACUCGAAUGAAAGAGAUUGGUUUGCAGAACGUCGUUGGAGCACGUCGAUCUUCGUGGCGUGUCAUCUCGUCGAUUGAACAAAAAACCGAGGGUUCGGAGAAGAAACAACAAAUGGCGAAGGAGUACAGAGAGAAAGUCGAGAAAGAGCUCAGAGACAUCUGUCAAGAUGUUCUGAAUCUACUCGAUAAAUACCUGAUCCCGAAGGCCGGCAACCCUGAAUCAAAGGUGUUCUACUUGAAGAUGAAGGGAGAUUAUUACCGUUAUUUGGCCGAAGUCGCCAGCGGUGAUGACCGAAAUGUGGUAGUGGAGAAGUCGCAGCAGUCGUACCAAGAAGCAUUCGACAUCGCGAAGGAUAAGAUGCAGCCCACACACCCGAUCCGACUCGGGUUGGCGCUCAACUUCUCGGUGUUCUACUACGAGAUCCUCAACGCACCCGACAAGGCAUGCCAACUUGCAAAACAGAACGCGUACUCGGAGGCAUUUGACAUUGCAAAAGCGCGGCUUGCAGCCACCGACCCAGAGCGUCUGGGUCUUGCACUUAAUUACAGUGUCUUCUUCUACGAGAUCUCGUCAAGUCCUGAUCGAGCAUGUCAACUUGCAAAGCAGGCGUUCGAUGAUGCAAUUGCUGAAUUGGAUACCCUUAACGAGGACUCGUAUAAGGAUAGUACCUUGAUCAUGCAGUUGUUGCGAGACAACCUUACCCUGUGGACGUCCGAUUCAGGCGCUGAAGACCAAGAAGGCGGUGAGCAGACCGGUGAGACGGGCGGCAAUUGA